UAAUUCCUCUUCUCAAACACGUUCAUUCCUCUUCUCAAUAUUUCUGCCAUAAUCACCCCAUCCUCAACCUACCAUGGCCACCGUAACCACCAACUCCGACACCGUCGCAAAAGCCGUAGACUCUCUUCUCAAAUGGCGCAAAUCACGAUUAGAAACCGAAAAACCCAAACUCUUCGACGAAGACGAAGAAUUUGUUUAUCUCAUCUUAACCCUAAAGAAAAUCCCAUCAAAAGGUCGCGUUAACCCUCACAAAAUUCCAAUCCCUCACUCACUUAUCUCCGCAGCAUCGGAACAGUGUCUCAUUAUCGAUGACAGAGCUAACAAACCCUCUCGUAUCACUAAAGAUGAAGCUCAGAAGAAAGUUCAAUCGGAAUCGAUUCCUAUUUCGAAGAUUCUGAAGCUUUCGAAGCUCAUGACGGAUUAUCGUCCGUUUGAGGCGAAAAGAAAGUUAUGUAAUUCUUAUGAUUUGUUUUUUGCUGAUAAAGCUAUUGUGCCGUUGUUGCCGAGGUUAUUGGGGAAGCAGUUUUUUAAGAAGAGGAAGAUUCCGGUUCAGGUGGAUUUGCAGAAGAAGAAUUGGAAGGAGCAGAUUGAGAAGGCUUGUUCUUCUGCUUUGUUGUUUUUGAGGACUGGGACUUGUAGUGUGGUGAAGGUGGCUAAGUUGAGUAUGGAGAGAGAUGAGAUUGUUGAGAAUGUUGUUGCUGCAAUGGAGGGUGUUGUCGAGGUUUUACCGAAGAAAUGGGCGGUUGUUAGGUCUUUUCAUGUUAAGUUGUUGGAGUCUCUUGCUUUACCGGUUUACCAGGCUGUUCCGGAUGUUAGGUUGAAGAUUGAGGGGGUUAAGGAUUUGGAGGAUAAGUUGGUGAAGGAUGAGAAGAAGGUGAAAGACGCGAAGAAGAGUAAGAAGAAAGGGAGGAUUCAUGAGAUUAAGUAUAUGGAUGAUAGGAUGAGUUCAGAUGGUGAUGAUCGCAGUGUUGAUAUUGAUCUUGAUGAUGAUAUCGAUGAUGUUGUUGGUGGUGUUGGUGGUGGUGAUAAGGUUGAUGAUGAUAGUGAGAAUGGUGAAAUCGAGAGUGGAGUGUUGGUGAGUAAGACGGGGAAGAAAGGAGUCAAAAAAGAGGAUUCUAGUGAGUUGGGAAGUGUGAAAUCAUUGAAGGGAUCUGCUAAGAGGAAGAAGAAAGAUGGGUUGGAUGUGAAGUCUGCAGAAGAAGGUUCGAUUGAGAACAGUGAAAAGAAAAAGAAGUCAUCCGUGAAGGAAAAGGGUUCAGAGAAGAAGAAUAGCAAAAAGGAAUUAUUGGUCAAGGAUGAGGGUUCGGACAAGAAGAAGAGAAAGACGGCAGAUGUGAAGGUCAAGGGUAAGAAAAGUAAGAAGGCUCUAUGAUGUGUGACUGUUGAUGUUGGAGAGAUUUUGUUGUUACAAUUUAUUGCUUGAUGUGGCUCUGUGCAAUGGCAAAUUUUGUUUUCUUAGAAUAUUAUCUUAUUUAUUGUAUUUUGUUUUUGGUUAUAAUGAUGUUUACUAUUUCAAAUGUACUCUUUUUAAGCUUUAGAAUGGUUCUCUACAGUCAAAACUCAACAUUGUUUCUCAUUUUACAGUGAUAUUAAGUUAUUUUAGUCUUUUCAA
Messenger RNA from Medicago truncatula (barrel medic), 1612 nucleotides. RefSeq names its product ribosomal L1 domain-containing protein 1. The coding region runs from base 74 to 1372 and encodes 432 amino acids. The record is from RefSeq and is a predicted model, not a curated record. Lineage: Eukaryota; Viridiplantae; Streptophyta; Magnoliopsida; Fabales; Fabaceae. Gene Ontology annotation, molecular function: RNA binding. The transcript has a single exon.